Molecule: messenger RNA, 1722 nt
Organism: Aspergillus udagawae
Lineage: Eukaryota; Fungi; Ascomycota; Eurotiomycetes; Eurotiales; Aspergillaceae
Product: Zn(II)2Cys6 transcription factor
Exons: 3
Coding region: 1-1722 (573 amino acids)
Biological process (GO): regulation of DNA-templated transcription
Molecular function (GO): DNA-binding transcription factor activity, RNA polymerase II-specific; zinc ion binding
Source: RefSeq, a predicted model, not a curated record
AUGGUCUUCUGUGGGAAACCCAGCAAAGGAUGCGGCCAAUGCCGAUCGAGAAAGAUCCGGUGCGACCAGGAACGGCCUGCUUGUUCGCAAUGUCUCAAAGGCAACCGGGUCUGUCCCGGCUACCGGGACGAGCUGUCGUUGAUGUUCCGUGAUGAAAGUCAGCAGGUUGUCCGGAAGGCCCGUAAUAGUGCUGCCGCGCGCAAGUCCAGGCAGGCAAGGAAGACCAGGCGCACCCUUUCGCCGAGUGAGAGUAGCCCCGAGUCUACAUCCGGUGCGACGACGGUCUCGGCCAGCCGGAGUAGCGAUGUGAUUGACUUCGGCGAUGAGAGCCCAGUGCAGACUGAGCUGAUUGAGCGCCAGCCGCUGAGGAGGAUCCAGCCGUCGCACCAGACCACGCAGGAUGAGGCGGUUUGUUACUUCAUUCAGUACAAUCGGUGGCCUGGGUUCCACUGGAUGAUAGAUCUACGUCCCGACUUUCUUGCCAGCUCGGGCUUUUCUGUGAGCCAGGAGGCUAUGAAGGCGAGUGUCGGUGCUGUGGGGACGGCGAUGCUGGGACGGGUCCGACAAGACACGUCGAUGGUUAUUGCUGCAGGAGCGGAAUAUGGCUGCGCUUUGCAAAUGUUAGCGUUUGCUGUCUCAGAUCCCGCAGAAGUGAAAGCCAAUUCGACACUGGGGGCGGUCUUGAUGCUGGCAAUUUUUGAGGUCGUUACCAGCCGGACAACACAAAAUAUUGAAAAGUGGACGAACCAUCUUCGCGGAGCCGCGGCGAUUCUUGAGCUGCGCGGUCCAGAGCAAGUACAGAAUGAAGAGGGUCUGAAGCUGUUCGUCCAGCUGCGGUUUCAGAUAAUUACGAGCUGCUUACAGCUCAGCGUACACGUGCCACCAUCGGUGCUCGAAUGUGCACCACUUGGCAUGUUUCUCCGUCCACAGACAGAUGCUUACGGUGAUCGCCUGAUUUACAUCAUAGGCCAAUUGGCCAACCUUCGCGCCGAUGUCAGACAAAAGUACAUGACAGAUAAUCAAGAGAUUCUAGCAGCUGCCUACGACAUCGAAGCAGAACUGCUAGCCUGGCUUGCAUCUCUUCCUCCAGACUUUUCGUACACCACCGUCGAGAAUACUUACUCCGACGCCGCGUUCAAGAGACUCUGUCGUGGCAUACUCCCAUACAACAACCAAUACCACAUCUACAGCGAUCUCUGGAUUUGCCAUACAUGGAACCAGUAUCGCUGCGCGCGCAUCAUCGUCUCCGAGAUAAUACUGAGCUGCCUGCGGCGAUUGUUCGUCAAGUCAGCGGGGGCAUCUCCCAGCGAACUGCAAAGUCACUGUUUCAAGAUCCGCAGCACCACACGGCAGUUGGCUACGGACAUCUGCGCCAGCGUACCCUACCAUUUUGGCGUUGGAAGCACGGGAGAGAGCCAAACAGGCUCUGUCUCCAUCAAUGAGAGUCACACCGCAGGUCUCGUGCUACUGUGGCCACUGGUAAUGGCUGGCGCAAGCGAGGGGAAGAAUCACCCGUUGCGCAAGUGGGGCAUUGACUGUCUGCGGCUCAUCGGGCACGGUAUGGGGAUCGAUCAGGCUCUUGCUUUGAUUGAUGUUCUAGAAUCCGAAGCGGGGGUCUUUGACGGCGUGGGCGAUGACGGGGUGCUCAUUGAGGAGAAGAGCUCCGCCAUUGUGAAGAACAUAGUUUUGGCAACUACUUGGAAGCAUUUGGAGGCUGAAUAA